UUGCCUAUGGGGGAACGCCUCUCUCUGUCACUCUAUAAAUGUCUUCUGCAGCCAAAAGGAGGCCUUCUGUGGCGCUGCUCCCUCCCUAGCUGUGAGACUCCAGCUAUUUCACCAUGAGACUUCUAGCCCUUUCCAGUCUGCUCUGCGUGCUGCUUCUCUGGUUCUGCAUUCUCUCCUCAGAAGGGAGGAGGCAUCCCCCCAAGUUCUCAAAAUCCAGGCUCUGCUGCUACCCUUUUCCUAGAUCCAAACAGCUAAACCGGAAAGCCUUGACUACGCAAGAAGUUGUCCUCACCGUGGGAAACCAAAACAGAAACUACACCAGGAUCUGCAGACUCUGCAAAAGCAAGCCACCAUCCAAGUCCUGGGUGGUACCCGGUGCUCUCCCACAGGUAUAGAGCACCUGAAGCAUAGCUGCCCCCUGAUGACCUUCAUGCCCAGCUGUGGAGACACCAGAAGACUUGAUUUGUCCCCUGCCAAUUUUCAUGGCACCAGUGAAUUGUAACACUGGGAGACUUCACUUCAGAGACCCAGGAACAUUCCAGAAUUCUCUACAUUCUGGUUCCAAUGGUACCACCAACCUUCAGAGUCACCAUGAUCUAGGCUCAGCCCACAUGUCUUCGUGGCUCCUGCAAAGUGAAAGUCAAAGAUUCCUCCUGUGGGAGCUACAACUCUAGAGAUUUCAAAGGUGGCCAGAGUACAGAAUAGCAAGACCUCUAUGUGAUCAGCCAGGAUUACAGCGUCUCAGGCACACACAGACAGUCCCAAAUUCCUAGCCUUUAACCAAUGGUCUCCGAACCAACUCCUGUAACUUCCUGAUGUUCAUCAUCAGGAGAGCAUCAAAAAUAAUAAAUUGGCAUACAUACUA
Microtus oregoni (creeping vole) is the source of this 865-nucleotide messenger RNA. It is a transcript of the gene Gpr15lg, whose product is annotated as chromosome unknown C10orf99 homolog. The record is from RefSeq and is a predicted model, not a curated record. Bases 114 to 395 code for a protein of 93 amino acids. The transcript is spliced from 4 exons. Gene Ontology annotation, molecular function: G protein-coupled receptor binding. NCBI's taxonomy places the organism in Eukaryota, Metazoa, Chordata, Mammalia, Rodentia, Cricetidae.